AUAAUUAUUGUGCACGUCACGAGAAUUGCUUUUCUUGCAAUGAUAGGUGAUGCAAUUUUGGCGGCACACUUUGGUCCUUGUAAAAGAUUUACAUGCAUUUAUAUAUUGUUUUUCUGAUAUUCAUCAAUAAAUAAAUACUCGUUAGCUUUGCUGGUUGUACCAGUAAUAAUUGGUAGGGAAAGAAAAUGUGAUAAAAUUAUUUCCAUUCUUUAAGGUUAUGUUCGCAUGAUGAUAAGAAUAUUUUCUUUAUCAAUAUGUAUUUAUGUAUGUAGUAUAUUGUAUUUUUGAUUAUGUGCAUCGUUUAUAAUGUCCGUGAGUUUAUUUUUUGUGCUUAAUUUGCUGAAAAAGUAAAAUGCUAUACAAUUUCUUAUAAGUAUAAAAAUUCGUUCAACUAAAAUGGAAGCAAAGAGAAAAUACCGAACAUUAAAAUGUGCAACACAAGCCGAAAUUCUAAGAUCGCAUCAAAGAGAUGAUGAUUUCAUUAAACAUUUAAGGGAAAAAAUUGUCGAUUUUCUACAUAUAUUUGGAAGACAAAAAGGCUUGUUAUCCAUUAUUCAUUCUGAUGUUCCAUUUAAAUUAAUUUAUUUCUUUUUUACAUCUGGAAUGGGUAAUCAAACAUUAGGCGAAGAAUAUACUGGUAUUGUACAAGCAAAUUUAAGAGCUUAUAAAGUUCCAUCACUGUUUGCAAGGGUAGUGGCAGUAAUUUUGGAAUGUUUUGGGGAAAAGACAUUAUUAAAAUUAUUGAAAAAAUUGGAACUAUCAAUUAAUCAUCCUCAUUCACAGUUAACACCUACAGCUGUAUUAUUUCUGAACUCUUUUAUAUCAAAAAUAUGUAGCUUGAUACCUACUUUCAUAGUAGUACAUAAGGGAUUAUUUUAUUUAUUUGGUCAAUAUUAUAGUCUGGGUAAAAGAAUAGCAGGAAUAGAUUAUGCAAAGGUGUACGGUCGCCGUCCAACUGAUAGCAUAAGUUGGGGAUUAAGAUUAUUAGGAGUUGCUACACUUGUACAGUGUGCAUUAAAGAUCUGGCAAAACAGUAACAUCACAAAUGAUGUUGAUAAAUAUAUAGUAACUGAUGACAGACAUAGUAAAUUAUUGUGUCAGUUGUGUCUUGAAAAAAUACCAACAACUACUACACCAUGUGGUCAUAUGUUUUGUUGGUUUUGCCUUACCGAUUGGUUGAACUCUAAACCACAGUGUCCCUUCUGCAGAGAACAUGUUGUACCUUCAAGAAUUGUGCAUGUAAUGAAUUUGUAAUUUUUUUAAAUAUUCGAAAAUGAUUAAAUGAAGAAAUUGCAAAAAAA
Molecule: messenger RNA, 1301 nt
Organism: Osmia lignaria (orchard mason bee)
Lineage: Eukaryota; Metazoa; Arthropoda; Insecta; Hymenoptera; Megachilidae
Gene: Pex10
Product: peroxisomal biogenesis factor 10
Biological process (GO): protein import into peroxisome matrix
Cellular component (GO): peroxisomal membrane
Molecular function (GO): zinc ion binding
Source: RefSeq, a predicted model, not a curated record